This is a messenger RNA of Erythranthe guttata (spotted monkey flower), 1440 nucleotides long. RefSeq names its product Protein kinase superfamily protein. Gene Ontology annotation, biological process: protein phosphorylation. Gene Ontology annotation, molecular function: protein kinase activity; ATP binding. Lineage: Eukaryota; Viridiplantae; Streptophyta; Magnoliopsida; Lamiales; Phrymaceae. The record is from RefSeq and is a predicted model, not a curated record.
UUUAUAUUUUCCACACAAUUUCUGUAUCUAUUCAAACACAUGGGACACUCAAACUUCUAUCAUUGUCCUGAAAUCCAAUUAUGGGGUACUGUAAUAAUUAUUACAGACAAACAAGAAUUUGACACCUCAGUUUGGCAGCUGUUUUUUCACUUGUAUACCUAAACCCUAAAAGUUAUUUCACAUGGAAAACUUCUUAUAUAUCAACUCAUAUUCAUCCCUUCAUCACUUCAUUUAUUUUAUUUUAUUUUUUGUUCUUCCAUUGAUUAAAUAUGAAAACUCCAUUCUACAUCUCGAUUUCCGUAAUCGCUUUCGUUCUCUCGAAGAUGAUCAUGGCGGUCUUGUGCUACCGUCGUUGGAAACGAAAUCAAUCGGUUUUUCGAGAAAGUUCUAAAGGUGGGAAAUUAGUAAUGUUUAGAUCACAAAGAAUCAAGUCGUUAAAGCCGAGUAUGUUCUUGAAGAAGACGAUGAAACUUAGCAACAAGGAUGUUAUAGGAUCGGGCGGUUAUGGGGUAGUGUACAAACUGGUGAUCGGUGACGGAAUAUCCUUUGCCGUUAAAAAACUUAACAGAAUAAGUGCGGAUCAAGAUCGAGGGUUUGAGCGAGAAUUGGAAGCUAUGGGAGAUAUUAAGCAUCGGAAUAUCGUAACUCUUCACGGAUAUUACACCGCUCCUCACUAUAAUCUUCUCGUUUACGAGCUCAUGUCUAACGGAAGUUUGGACGGGCUUCUUCAUGGAAAAUCUGUGAACAAGACAUUCCUCGAUUGGCCAUCGAGAUACAAAAUAGCAUUAGGGGCUGCAAGAGGAAUAUCAUACCUUCAUCACGAUUGUGUUCCUCACAUAAUACACAGAGAUAUUAAAUCGAGCAAUAUAUUAUUGGAUCGUAAUUUGGAAGCCCGCGUAUCUGAUUUUGGACUCGCAACAUUGAUGGAGCCGGAUAAAACCCACGUGUCCACAUUAGUUGCCGGAACAUUUGGGUACUUAGCUCCCGAAUAUUUCGAUACAGGAAAAGCAACGGCAAAAGGAGAUGUCUACAGCUUUGGGGUCGUGUUAUUGGAGCUUCUAACGGGGAAAAAACCAACGGAUGAAGCAUUCGUCGAGGAGGGAACUAAGCUGGUUACCUGGGUGAAGUCAGUCGUCGAAGAAAAGAGAGAAGAAUAUGUACUCGACAUAAGUUUGAACGAUUCUCCGAUAGACGAAAUCAACCAUGUAUUCAGUAUAGCACUUAUGUGUCUCGAGCCAGAGCCUACGAAAAGACCGACCAUGGCGGAAGUUGUGAAGAUGCUAGAGCAGAUAAGACCCGAAUUAUCGGAAAAUCGAACAAAUUGUACUUCAAGUUCUUAACAAAUAGGAAGAAAAAAAUGUGCACUUUAUGAUCGAUGCGCAGUCAUCUCAACAUACGAAAUAUGCAUAUUAACUCAACGAAUAACCGAAAAAUCCAUCA